ACAUGCAUUCUGUGUCAAACUAUAAGCGAGAACUCAAACUAGUGCGAGCCGAAAUCACAGCAGGUUCGAAAAACUCUAAUACAAUAAACUUCGAAUCACUUAAACGUAUAUAAAACAUUACAUAAGAAGAAAAUGGCAAAGGACCUGAAGACUAGAAAACCAAAAUCCAAUCACCGUAACCAAAAUAUGCAUGCCGAUGAGCUCCAAGUGCUCUUGCAGGCCUGCAUCGACGUUGGCGUUGAAGAAGUUUUGCGACAGGGUGGCCGUACCGAGCCACUCUUCUACGAUGUACAACAGCGAAUGUCGCACUAUGGAGAUUUUCCUGAACGGAAGCUGUACAGAUUGCGGAAAUACUACCUUAAAACAAAGCGCGAUUUUUGCAGUGGAAUGCUAAAUCCAUACCCACCGGAAGCGAGGCAACUGUGGGGCUCGACGAAACAUGAUGCUGAUGCUUCCGAUAACGAUGAACGUUGGGCCGAUUAUGUGCGACGCACCCUGCAACGCAAACAAAGCCAUUCGUAUGUAUCGAAGGCGGAAUCGCGAGAGAUUAUCAGCCAAGCCUUGCAGCGAAAUUUGGAGAAUCUUCCAAAAAACAAGCAAGAGUAUGCCUUCAAGGAGAUUCUUUCAGAAUUGACAACCAAGAAAAUGUUUCUUAACCGGAAUGUUGAAAUGUUGAAGCGAGCCUACUUAAGACUGCAGAAGCAGUUUCAGAAAGGAAGCGCUCAUGAGCUUCUUCCAGAGGCUGCCCAGCUGUGGCUGAGUAAGACCAGCAUUAACACAGAAAUGCCUCAUUCAAAAGAGAAGAAUGGAUCACUUACUCAAAUCACACAGGAUAUCCGUCAAGAUGAACCAAAAUCAGUAGAAAAGAUUGACUCAGUGUGCAGAAUCUGCCAAGCGCGGCUGCUUGAAACUUGUAAAGAUCUUUUGCAAGACACGUACAACAGCCAAACCUACGGAGAAAUCAUUCAAGAAACUAUUCAGGUACAGAUUCCUUGCGAUGAGCACACGAGCAGUAAAAUUUGCUUAUAUUGUUCCAAAUUCGUGGAAAAUAUGGUGCUCUUCAUUCAGCAAUGUCGGGAGGCCAGCAUCCAUACAAUUCCAAUGAAAUUUGAUGAAUUUUAUCUAGAAGAAGAGGACGUCACAAUUGAGCCUAAUCAAACAAAACUUGAUAUCGAGUAUUUGGAUGAACCUAUUGGUUACGGAUCAGAUAAAAGUUUCUCGCCUGUACGAAGCGCAUCUCCUGUAGCCGAACUCCGUAAGCCAGAAUCGGUGAAUGAGGAGAAUGUAGAGGAAACCAUUACAGAUGAGCAGAAAUACAAUGAGUAUGUAAAAAGUCUACCUGCCAGGAACAGGAAAAGACAGUGCCAUGUGUGCGGUAAAUCUGUGCGUGAUUUAGCUCAACAUAUGACAACCCACGGUACGGCCGAGCUGCAGUGCGAAUUUUGUCCCAGGAAGUUUCUCAAUAAACGUCAGCUUAAAAUUCACAUGAAUAUGCACACAAAGAAGACAGUCUACUCCUGCCGGAUAUGCGAGCGUAUAUACUACAACUGGACCACCCGGAAAAAUCACGAGCUGACACACAAGGUGAAAUUUAAUUGCGAUGAAUGUGAUGCCGUCUACGCGUACGCAAGCCAACUCCGGCAGCAUAUCAAGCAUAAACACAAAGGAAUUCGUCGACUUUCAUGCUCGUAUUGUUCGUUCACGACGUUUAUUAAAACCCGUUUGCUGAACCAUGUGCGAAGUAUUCACACCAGCGAACGACCGUAUCGGUGUACCUUCUGCGAGAGUACAUCAAACAGUUCCACUGGGUAUUACAUCCACUUCCAGCGCCAUAAAAAGAGCGGCGAAGCAACGGAAUACUCGAUCCUUUGUGCCUACUGUGGACAGCAAUUCAGCAAGGAUGCGGCCCUAGAGGUGCACAUCUGCGAGGAACAUCAGGAUGUGGCUGUUAUAAUUUGAACAGGUAUAUGCUAGUGUAAUAUACUGCGAUCGUCUAUUUGGAGGUUGAUAACUGUUAAAAUGAA
Molecule: messenger RNA, 2024 nt
Organism: Wyeomyia smithii (pitcher-plant mosquito)
Lineage: Eukaryota; Metazoa; Arthropoda; Insecta; Diptera; Culicidae
Product: zinc finger protein 62 homolog
Exons: 4
Coding region: 133-1959 (608 amino acids)
Biological process (GO): regulation of transcription by RNA polymerase II
Cellular component (GO): nucleus
Molecular function (GO): DNA-binding transcription factor activity, RNA polymerase II-specific; zinc ion binding; sequence-specific DNA binding
Source: RefSeq, a predicted model, not a curated record